Molecule: messenger RNA, 4829 nt
Organism: Crotalus tigris (Tiger rattlesnake)
Lineage: Eukaryota; Metazoa; Chordata; Lepidosauria; Squamata; Viperidae
Gene: ZNF865
Product: zinc finger protein 865
Exons: 2
Coding region: 240-3188 (982 amino acids)
Source: RefSeq, a predicted model, not a curated record
UCUUGCUUGGGGAGGGAAGCUUCCGGUUCCGGCUGGGCCUGUGAAUUGCAGCCUGGCAGUGCCCCCCUGCCCCCACCCGUGAGGGAGCAGAAACGCCCCCCCGCGUAUCCUGGGGGUAAGGGCCGGGCCAGGGGGCUUCCCCCCACUCCAAUCUUGCUAUCCAAGGACCAGCCCCUGCCUGGGGCGCGGAGGAGGCUGGGGCAGCGCCACACACCGGCCGUGCCCCCUCCUGGGUGGAGAUGGAAGCCAAUGCAGCAAGCGAUGAGGGUGUGCAUUUCCAGAGCUACCCUUUUGACUUCUUGGAGUUCCUGAACCACCAGCGCUUUGAACCUAUGGAGGCCUACAAUCACGAACACGCCAAAGCUGUUGCUGCCCUCCCUUGCCCACAGCCACAGUACGAAUAUGCCCAGCCACCAACAGCUGCUCCACCUGCUCAUUUUGACCGCAUCCCUGCCACUAUUGGCACACCUAAACCCAAAGCUGAAGGCCCGUCCUCCUCCUCUUCCUCAGCCACUUCAUCUGGGACCGUUCAAGUCAAGAAAGCUGAACCAGGGGGCCCUGCACCACCUCCACCCCCCCAGCAGCAGCAACCGCCAUACAGUACUCCAGCCGUGGUGCAAACAGCAGGCCAGCCUCUCUUUGACAGUACAGCAGCUGCAGCUGCUGCUGCGGCAGCUUACAACACUCCUCAGUGGGGCAUAGUAGAUCUUUCUGGCCACCAGCAUCUCUUCAGCAGCCUGAAACGUGGGCAGGCUCCCCCACCAACUGCAGCCACCGUUACUCCUGACAGUCAGGCAGGCAAAGACGAUAAGAACUAUUUCCGUCGACUGAAAUAUUUCAUUGAUCGGCGAUUCCCAUGUGGUGUGUGCCAGAAGUCAUUCAAGCAGUCAUCCCAUCUUGUUCAACACAUGCUGGUGCAUACAGGCGAACGGCCGUACGAAUGCACCACCUGCGGCCGUACCUAUAACCACAUCUCCAGUCUCAUCCGGCACCGCCGUUGUCACAAAGAUACUGAGGAUGCUACUGCUGCUGCCAAUGCAGCGGCCGCUAAUGCAGCAGCUGCCAAUGCAGCGGCCGCCAAUGUAGCAGCUGCCAACGUAGUGGCCGCCGCUGCCGCUGCUGCUGCCGCCGCCAGCAUAACAGCAACACCUGGCGCUGAGGGAGCAGGCCAGCCUCCUACCCAAAGCGGUAACCUCCAGUCAGUAGCUGCACCAUCUGGCGGAACAGCCACAUCUGCCCUCAGUGCUGCCAUAGCUCAAGCCGAAGGUCCUUUUACCUGCUCUCUGUGCUGGAAAGUGUUUAAAAAGCCAAGCCAUCUUCACCAGCAUCAGAUUAUCCAUACUGGUGAGAAGCCAUUCUCCUGCUCUGUCUGCCAGAAGAGUUUUAAUCGCCGGGAGAGCUUAAAGCGACACGUGCGGACACACUCAGACUUGUUGCGAGUCCAGUGUGGGGUUUGUGGCAAAGAGUUCCGGGAUGCCUCCUACCUGCUCAAGCACCAGGCCACUCACGCUCCUCCUGGAACUUUACCUCCACGCCCCGAGUACAAAUGUGACAUCUGUGGCAAGGGCUACGUGGCUCCCCAGAAUCUACUACGUCAUCGGCAGCUCCAACACGAGGGUGUCCAGCUGUCCAAGGAUGGCACCAAUACCUUGCCUUAUCUGCCACCAGGGGCCUACCUCCUUCCACAAGACCCACAAGGCACGGGCUCUGAGGGAGACACCAAGCCAACCUCCUAUGGUCUCUUGGGUGCCCACCCCUUGCUGGUAGGGACAGCGGCAGGCAAGAAUUUCUGCUGUGGGAUCUGUGGCCGUGGCUUUGGACGACGGGAGACACUAAAGCGUCAUGAGCGGAUCCAUACAGGUGAGAAGCCUCACCAGUGCGCAGUGUGUGGGAAGCGUUUCCGUGAAUCUUUUCACCUCAGCAAACACCAUGUAGUGCAUACUCGGGAGAGGCCGUACAAAUGUGAAAUAUGUGGGAAAGUGUUUGGUUAUCCCCAAAGCUUAACUCGGCAUAAACAGAUUCACCGGUUACAGUUACCUUGCUCUUUACCACCCAUGGGACCCUCCCUAACUCCCAUGGGCCCUUCUCUCCCUCCACCCCCUGAGGGACUAACGUAUGGCUGUUCUGACUGUGGAGAGCGCUUUCCUGAUCUUUUUCAUGUCAUGAGCCACAAGGAGGUCCAUGUGGCCGAGAAGCCCUACCCUUGUGAUGUCUGUGGCAAAUGUUUUGGUUUCAUUGAGAAUCUCAUGUGGCACAAACUUGUCCACCAAGCUGCUCCUGAGCGACUUAUACCACCAGAUGAAACAGCAGCUGCUGUCGCUCCACUAGAGAACGGGCUAGCUAGUGGUGAGAACAUAGCGUCUUAUGAAGAUCAUCCGACCUUGCCAAGUGGAGAACGUUUCUCCUGCUCUAUCUGUGGCCAGACCUUCAAGCAUUUCCUGGGACUUGUGACCCACAAGUAUGUGCAUCUGGUGCGUCGCACGUUGGCCUGCUCGGUCUGUGGACAGAGUUUUGCUGGAGCUUACGACUUGCUGUUGCAUCGUCGCACACACUUGCAAAAGCGGCACUUCUCUUGCCCAGUCUGUGGCAAGCGCUUCUGGGAGGCUGCCCUUCUCAUGCGUCACCAACGCUGCCACACCGAGGAGCGCCCAUACCGUUGUGCUGUCUGCGGGCGUGGUUUUCUGCGUUCCUGGUACCUGCGUCAACACAAAGUGGUUCACACAGGUGAGCGUGCUUACAAGUGUGCCCUCUGCAACAAGCGCUUUGCCCAGUCAUCCAGUCUGGCAGAACACCAGCGUCUUCACGUAGUUGCCCGGCCUCAGCGUUGCCCAACUUGUGGCAAGACCUUCCGCUACCGUAGCAACCUUUUGGAGCACCAGAGAGUCCACCUGGGCGAGAAAGUCUACCGCUGUGACCGCUGCUCCAAGAGCUUCUUCUAUCUGUCAUCCAUUCUGCGUCACCAACGCUCCCACGAUGCUAAGCGUGAAUUGAGAUGUGGGGCGUGCCUCAAGCUCUUCAAAGACCCCAAGUAUUUUAGCAAACACCUCCAAGCCCAUCAGGGAGGACGGCCCUUCAAAUGCAGCACCUGCGGAGAAGCCUUCUCCAAUACUUACGGCCUCAAAAAGCACCGCCACAUUCACAAGAUGGAGCGCUUUGCUGCCAUGGGGGCCCAUAAGGAACAGCCCUAAUGUUGGAAUAGUAGCAGCAGAAAAAAAAAUGGGUGGUCCGUAUCUUGGUACUGUAGGAUGGGACAUGCAGCUACUUCCAGGUUUCUGUUGAGCCAAGAUGGCAAGGCAUUUCCAUGUAUAGAAUAUAAGAUGUGCUUGUUAGCAGUGAGAUGCUCCAGUUGGGCACUAAUUUGGAAGAGUCAUCCAAUCAUAAAGUCACGAGAGGACAAGCCAGGUAGAGGCAAGAAUGAAUUGUAAAGAUAGGGUAUAAUUAACAAGAGGUAGUCGCCAGUUACCUGCUAGAUUUCUGCUCUCUGACAGAGUAUCUUGACCACUCUGGAUUUUUUAACUAAUUGUCUAGGGAAAGGGAGAUGGAGAUACCAAUCAUAGAAGUGACCUUUGCCUGUCAAGCAUGGCCACGGUGCUGGGGGAUGGAAGUUUCUUCCUGUUUCUGAGCAAAUGGGAACAAAUAAGGUUAUGGUGGAAUGACAUUUUUUUUUUCAUUUGAAGCCUCCAUUCUGGAAUGGAAACCGUAUAUGGCAUUCCAGUUCACAAGAAGAGAUGGUGCUUCCUGUAAUCCCCUAGAGAGAAACGUUAGACCCAAUUCAUUCCUUUGGGAAUGAGACAGGAAGGACCAUGAUACAGCACUUGAGGAAUGUCCACCAAUCUUUUGUGUAAACUCAACUAUGUAAUCUGUAUUAGGUAAGCCUUGCUUGCAUUCUGAGAGAAAGACUUUAAUUAGUGUUCCUUUCUUCAUAUGUAUAAAGAAAAUAGGCUAGUUCUCAAUUUUUUAAGACCUGGGAGGUAGUGAGACAUGGCUGAGGAUAGUAGAAAGUUAAAGAAGUCUGCUUGAAUUGUCUAGUGCAGUGGUUCUCAACCUGUGGGUCAGGACUCCAUUUGGGGUCGAACGACCAUUUCACGGGGGUCGCCAAACAAGGCUGUCCGCCAUUUUUCCCCCCUUUUCCUUGGCCAUGCCCCUGGUACCCGGUGAUGUAUAAGUGGUUGGGGGUCACCACAACAUGGGGAACUGUAUUAUGGGGUCACGGCAUUAGAAAGGUUGAGAACCACUGGUCUAGUGGGUGGCCCCUAUUAUCUAAAUGCUGUUGUGCCAUCACAUUUCUAUUAUAUUCCUGCCUCCAGAACAGUACCAGUUCAUGAUGCAAUUGGAGGUUCACAAAACUGUACUAUGGAGAAAAAAAAAUUGAGCCCAGAAGGUUUCUAGUCAAGCUUCCCUGCCAUGCCACUUUCCACAUUUAGGGAGCACUGAAUGUUAAAAGGCAUUUGAAGUUGUUAUUCUUGCCAUUAUGCACCUCUGAAGAAGCAAAAUCCCAGGAUAAUUAUAAUGUGUGCUUUUCUAAAUGUUCAAGUUGGCCCAUCAGGAGUAGACAGGAAAGGCAAAAGUAGGCUAGGCUCUUUCCCCCUUGGAUUAGCUCUCUUUCUUUGUGCUCAACAUCCUCCCUAAUCUAUUGGACUCAAUAUAGAUGAACUCAUGUGUGAAUAAUACCUUACUUUGAGCCCUAAAGUGGAAUGUGGGUUUGGAGAGAGUUGUGACUGUGUACAUUGUUAGCCUUCCCUAAUGUUAGCUUUCCUUCUGCCCGCCACUGAAAGUUGGUUAUGAAACUGUGUGUGAGAGAAAAAUAAACUUAAUUGGUGGGUCUACCA